Haemonchus placei is the source of this 600-nucleotide messenger RNA. The record is from the annotation of a GenBank genome assembly. NCBI's taxonomy places the organism in Eukaryota, Metazoa, Nematoda, Chromadorea, Rhabditida, Trichostrongylidae.
AUGGAACACAGGGAGCUUCUGGAGAAGGGGCAGAUAAUUGACGCUUCCACAUACUUUACCCAACUGGGAAAUUGGAAGAUCACGUUCUCACACGCAAAGGCGAACCAGACUAAGCUUGAGAAGUACGGAUGGCUGAUUGGCGCCCAGCUGCCCUACAGCCCUGACCUCGCUCCUUCCGACUACUGCUGCUUAGCCAUCUGCAGCGCUUUCUGGACGGAAAAAAAGUUGGAAACGGAAGACUAUAUCAGAAAAGCACUACGAAUUCUUCAAGUCCUAGCUCCCGUCCUUUUGGGAGGAGGAAUUGACAAGCUGCCUCAGCUUUGGCGACGAGUGGGAAACGUGGUCGCGUAUAAAUUCACCAGAGUUACAUUCGGUCUCAACACCUUGUCGCCUUUUCUCGUUCUAGCAACAGUUCGUUUUCAACUUCGCAACGCAGUAAGUGACAGGAGGCUAGAAAAUCGAGAGAUUUCCACAGAUAUGGGCAUGAACUUGCGAGUGUUCCUAUCCAAGGACAAAGCCAUGAACGAAGGGUUACCUCGAGAGUCACGUACAAGCUUAGAAUAUCAAAAAGUUUUAAGAAUACUUGAGAAAGAAAGGUGA